AUGGGAAACGCUGCCUUGCCAAGUUCCAGCUUGCGCACUCGUUUCCCGACCGGACGCUUGUCGACGACGUCCUUGCAGGGCGGUCUCACUCCUUCACAUGCAACUCCCGUAUCGGAUAUACAACGUGAUUCUGUGACGUCUACAUCCUCAAGUUCAUCGGCUCGCAGGUCUUCUUACGACCCAAAUGAACCAGGUGUCUUGGAAAAGAUCCAUACAGGCCAAGGGAAAAGCAAACGAAAGCCCAUAUCUGUGCAACAGUGGGGCAUGAUGAACACCUUCAAAAUACGACCAGCAGAUCCUAGCCAGUCUGUCCCAAUCCCCCCCAGUAUUCCGCCUAAUCAACGACGCUCGUCCGCAACCUCUGACUAUCUUAUGGAAGAAGACUCGAACAUAAGCAUUUCCACCGAAAAAGGAAACCCUGGUAUUACUCCUGUAACUCCCACACCAACCAAGACCCCAUCCCUGGUUACUCCACAAACAAAUAUAGGGUCGAUUUCACCAUUGAGCAAUUCAUCCGUCACCAAGCCGACUCGGAAGCGUAUUAG
Acaulospora colombiana is the source of this 545-nucleotide messenger RNA. Lineage: Eukaryota; Fungi; Glomeromycota; Glomeromycetes; Diversisporales; Acaulosporaceae. The record is from the annotation of a GenBank genome assembly.